Hipposideros armiger (great roundleaf bat) is the source of this 4310-nucleotide messenger RNA. It is a transcript of the gene GALNT2, whose product is annotated as polypeptide N-acetylgalactosaminyltransferase 2. Gene Ontology annotation, cellular component: Golgi apparatus. Gene Ontology annotation, biological process: protein O-linked glycosylation. NCBI's taxonomy places the organism in Eukaryota, Metazoa, Chordata, Mammalia, Chiroptera, Hipposideridae. The transcript is spliced from 16 exons. Gene Ontology annotation, molecular function: polypeptide N-acetylgalactosaminyltransferase activity. Bases 177 to 1868 code for a protein of 563 amino acids. The record is from RefSeq and is a predicted model, not a curated record.
CGCUCCCGGCCCAGGGCGGAGCUCGCCGCCGAGUGCGCGCCUCCCCCGCCGGCCGGAGCGGGAGCCCGCGCGGGAGGAGGAGCCGCGCCGCGCCCUUCCCCUUCCUCCGCCCCGUCCGCCGGCCCCAGGCAGCACUCGCGAGCAGCGGCGCCGCGGCCGGCGGCCGAGUGGGGAGGAUGCGGCGGCGCUCGCGGAUGCUGCUCUGCUUCGCCUUCCUGUGGGUGCUGGGCAUCGCCUACUACAUGUACUCCGGGGGCGGCUCCGCGCUGACCGCCGGCGCGGGCGGCGGCGCCGGCAGGAAGGAGGACUGGAGUGACAUUGACCCAAUUAAAAAGAAAGACCUUCACCACAGCAACGGGGAUGAGAAAGCACAAAGCAUGGAGACCCUUCCUCCAGGGAAAGUGCGAUGGCGGGACUUCAACCAGGAGGCUUACAUUGGAGGGACAAUGGUUCGCUCUGGGCAGGACCCCUACGCCCGCAACAAGUUCAACCAAGUGGAGAGUGAUAAGCUGCGGAUGGACAGAGCCAUACCUGACACGAGACAUGAGCAGUGUCAGCGGAAGCAGUGGCGGGUGGACCUGCCGGCCACCAGUGUGGUGAUCACGUUUCACAAUGAAGCUAGGUCGGCCCUGCUCAGGACAGUGGUCAGUGUGCUGAAGAAAAGCCCACCCCACCUGAUAAAAGAAAUCGUCCUGGUGGAUGAUUACAGCAAUGACCCUGAGGACGGUGCUCUCUUGGGGAAAAUCGAGAAAGUCCGGGUCCUCAGAAACGAUCGGCGAGAAGGCCUGAUGCGAUCACGGGUGCGGGGAGCCGACGCAGCCCAGGCCAAGGUCCUGACGUUCCUGGACAGCCACUGUGAGUGCAACGACCACUGGCUGGAGCCCCUGCUGGAGAGGGUGGUCGAGGACAAGACUCGGGUGGUGUCGCCCAUCAUCGAUGUCAUAAACAUGGACAACUUCCAGUACGUGGGGGCGUCUGCUGACCUAAAAGGCGGUUUUGACUGGAACUUGGUGUUCAAAUGGGAUUACAUGACACCUGAGCAGAGAAGAUCCCGGCAAGGGAACCCGGUUGCCCCCAUAAAAACCCCCAUGAUUGCUGGAGGGCUGUUCGUGAUGGAUAAGUUCUAUUUUGAAGAACUGGGGAAAUACGACAUGAUGAUGGAUGUGUGGGGAGGAGAAAACCUGGCGCCUGUCCCUUCCUCACAGUACCUGCCGCCCUGGAAUUCUGACUUGACUUCUGCUUGUGGAGAAAACAAAUCACAGUUCAAGGAGGUUUAUUUUGUUUCUAGUAACACCCGCAGGGCAGCGGAGGUCUGGAUGGAUGAAUACAAAAAUUUCUAUUACGCAGCAGUGCCUUCCGCCAGAAACGUUCCUUACGGCAACAUUCAGAGCCGAUUGGAGCUUAGGAAGAAACUCGGCUGCAAGCCUUUCAAGUGGUACCUUGAAAAUGUCUACCCAGAAUUACGGGUUCCUGACCAUCAGGAUAUAGCUUUUGGGGCCUUGCAGCAGGGGACCAACUGCCUUGACACGUUGGGACACUUUGCUGACGGUGUUGUUGGAGUUUAUGAAUGUCACAAUGCUGGGGGCAACCAGGAGUGGGCCCUGACCAAGGAGAAGUCAGUGAAGCACAUGGACCUGUGCCUGACCGUGGUGGACCGGGCGCCCGGCUCACUCAUAAAGCUGCAAGGCUGCCGGGAGAAUGACAGCAGACAGAAAUGGGAGCAGAUCGAGGGCAACUCCAAGCUACGGCAUGUGGGCAGCAAUCUGUGCCUGGACAGCCGCACAGCCAAGACGGGGGGCCUGAGCGUGGAGGUGUGCGGCCCCGCCCUGUCCCAGCAGUGGAAGUUCUCGCUGAACCUGCAGCAGUAGGCGCCCCGGCCGGGCAUCCUGUCCCUGCACCAGCAGCUGCGUCUCACGGUCAUGGUAUUGGUUGCGUCUCCUAAACUUUCCGCGAAACUAUAUACCUCAGUAUUCCAUCAUGGUCUGAAAGUCGGAGAACUUCAGCCAGGCACGGGACACUGGGUGGACACAGAAGAGGCGAAGAGAGAACUGCCCUCGUCGCAGCACGCGGCCAAGUCCCCCUUCUGGAGGCCACAGCUCCCCCUUCCCGGCUUCCUCCUGGUCUGGUUGGGGAUUGGGGAGCCGGGAGGGGCACGCCCGCCCCACCAAGGAGCAGUCUUUUGAAAUCUCCAUCUUGAUCCCAUCGCUAUCCUGUGCGGUCCCCACAGCACCGAACCGUCUCUUGGCAGGGUCACGUCCCGUCCCCCUGCCCUGCUCCCCGGUUCCCAGCUACAGACCCCCUCCCACAUGAUGUACUUGCUACAUUUGAAUAUGAACUUUUCUAUGGCGGGACACUAACUACAAGUAUACAGAGAGAAAGAGUGUACGGUCAGUUCCCCAUGGUUUCUAUAGGUCGUCCUCAUCUUGUAAGUUCUCCACGACGCAGUUCACAGCCGGGCGCAGGAUGGGCCAGGCUGUCCCAGAGGGGGAGGUGGCCUCCACCCCCUGUGAGUGGCCUUAGUGGUGAGAAGGCGCCACCGUGGCUGGCGGGACCUUUCCCGCAGCUGCCCCGGGAGCCAGUGGUGCCCAAGGCCCAGGCCAGACAUCUCUGUUUGGCUUUAGCUUGGGAGUCACUGCUCUGCUCGGACCCACUUCCCAUGCCCUGGGUAUCUGUAAACCUGCAUGGGCUACUUAUUUUGACAAAUAUUGCUUUAGGUCUUUUUAAAUUAAAUUUCGUUUCUCUACAGAAAAAAAAUUUUUUAAAACCAUCCCACAGCUCCCAGUGGCUGUCGGAAGCUGUCACAGGCUGGCAUCGGGCUAUUCGUGACUGUCCUGGUGUGCUGGCAGCACUGCCACUGUCACCUGGGCCCCGGAAUCUGGCCGGCCUGCUGUUCCUCCCAGGCCCAGGUGAUGCCUCAGGAGCUUUGGAUCAAGCGUUAGGAAGGAUGGACAGCAGCACUGCCCGCUCAGGGCCCAAAACAGGCACCUGGUGGCUUGAGAAGCAGGUGUCGGUAUAAACCACAGGACAGUUACAAACUACGAGUUAGGAACAGGAAGAGGUGCCUGAGCGUCUGCCUGGCACCCAGAACUAUCCCUGCACAGCCCUCCUUGCCUUUGAAGGGUCAGAGGGCCACAGCCCCUGCAGACUGGCCCCUGGCCCGCGUCCUGCCCCGCCCCCUCCCACACGCAUGCCCAGUCUCAGAGGCUGGCCACCCCGGCAACCCACAAGCUACCAUGUGGUGGGACACACUUCCUACAUGCACAUCUUCAGUCCCCUUUGGGGGUGCUGGGAGCUCACACAGUGAGAAGUGGCCCCGGAAGGUUCUGCGAGGUUGGCACUGCCAAGUACUGCUCUCUUUCCUGCUUAUUUCUUUUAGGAAAGGCAAUAUUGGUGAUCUUUCUUCCUCCACUGCAAAAACCCUGCAUGUUUGCUUCAUGACAGUGGGCUCAGGCGUGGAGGUGCGGCUGAGGGACCUGUUCCUCUGUCUUCUCCCCUUCCACCCCUUGCCAGGCGGCCAGACACAUUUCCGAUGGACAGGCGGCUGGAGCUGGACGAACUUACCCACACUGGCAUCUUCAGAGGCCUUGGCUCCAGGUGGGCCCUGGGGCAGCCGGCUCUGUGUCAGGCUUUUCAACUCAGCCUGGGUCCCUGUUAGACCCUGUCAACUAUGAGUUGUUUCUGCUGUUAGAAAAACGUCCCAUUGAUGGAAAACAAAUUUGGCCAAGAUGGAAAACAAAUUUUAAUCAAGUUCUUGACCUUGACGAUCCUUCGCCCACACAACUCCACCCAACCCAGAAGUCUUACCAACCUUUGUACCAUCAGGCCAGGUACACCCAGCCCCUUGGGGGACAGCUCCCCAUCCCUGAGCUGGUGGGCGACGCGGCCGUGGGUGGCGCAGGUGUUGUGAGCAAGGGUGGGCUGGGAGGGUUCCCUUGAGGUGAGCUAUGUUUACAUGACACAGUGUGCCAAAGUGACUUACUGUGGUUGCAUUAUUUUGUAGUCAUCGGGACUGUCUCUCCCUCCCACUCCUGUUUUUACAAAUAAAGAUUCUUUCCUAAGAGCCCUGUGAGCAAAGCGUGGCGAAGUUAGUCGUCUUCUCUGUGACGGUCUUUCUUAUGUCUUCAUAAAAGCGAAAAUGAUGGUAUCUGUAUGUUUUGCAAAUUCAAAAUAUAGUUUGGUAAUUUUUUUUCCAGUUGAUUUUUUUAAAGAACUGCUGUACAGAGCUUGUACUUUGUCCAUUUUAUAGAUGGAAACCAUCCUUGAAAAUUGUUUAACUUAAAUAAAGAGAAGAUACUUUAUAGAUAAUGCUG